Molecule: messenger RNA, 1204 nt
Organism: Empidonax traillii (willow flycatcher)
Lineage: Eukaryota; Metazoa; Chordata; Aves; Passeriformes; Tyrannidae
Product: endonuclease domain-containing 1 protein-like
Exons: 3
Coding region: 335-1168 (277 amino acids)
Molecular function (GO): hydrolase activity; nucleic acid binding; metal ion binding
Source: RefSeq, a predicted model, not a curated record
UGGACAGGGAUGUCACCAGACCCAGUUAACUGCCCCUGACCUGUUGCUUCAAGUCAGCUACCUUUGGGGAAAACCAGAAGAAAUUGCAAAUAGCAACUGUCACCCAAUUUCUGCACAAGGAUGAGCAAAUCUCCCCUGAGUAACAACAGAAAACUUCUCUUUUCUUUGAAAUUCUGUGUUUAUCAGAUUUACAACUGGGUAUAUAUUGCAAUGGGACUCCUGAGGGAUCAGCCAACUGUUUCUCCAGGGAGAAGAGGCAAGGAGCGGCUCAGCUGCCUGUUCUGACACUCUGCUUCAAGGAGAUCAAGAGCCCUUCACCUGAAAUCCUCCCGCCAUGCUGUGGCUGCUGCUGCUGCAGGUCUGGGCGAGCUGCCUCUGGCUGGGACACGGCGAGGUGGUGCCAUACUUUGAAAAUACAUGUGAUCAGUUUUUCUACCAGAAAAUGAUCGCAACAGAUGGCCUCCUGCCACAGAACCCAGCCUGGAUCUGCCAGACCUUCCAAAACCAGCGUUUCUAUGCCACCUUGUACGACAAUGAGAAUCGUAUUCCUGUAUACUCUGCUUACGUCUACAACCCUGUACCUGGAAAGAGAGUUACACCAGAAUGGAUGGUGGAGCCCCAGCUGAUCCGUGACACUUUGCCCGAAAAUAUGGAAACAGAGAAGACCCUCAGAGAAACUUACUCAGUCAGCCAAGAUGAUAUCAGCAAUAGCCAGGCUGUCUACCAAGACUACCUGCACCUUAUCAAUUUGGACCGUGGCCAUUUGAACCCCGCUGCCCAUCACAACACCCAGGACGGCAGGAACGCGACCUUCACCUUCACCAACGUAGUGCCCCAGGACACUGAGCUCAACAACGGCGCCUGGAACGUCUAUGAGCAGAAAACGAUGGCCAAGAAAAGCAAGAACUGUCAAACCACCUAUGCCAUUGUGGGGGCUGUGCCUGGGACCUCCUUCAUCUCCCAAAACAGGGUUAAUGUACCCAGCCACAUCUGGGCCAGUGCCUGCUGCAAGACCACCAAUAACACCGUGAUUGCUUGGGGAGCCAUUGCCCAGAACAAUGAGAACAAGGUCCGGGUCCUCAAGCUGGGGGCACUGGAGGAAAUGUUGGCCCAACUGUAUAACAGGGGAGCAGUUUCUCUGUUCCCUGUGGACUGUCCCCGUACAUAAGCCUCACAUCCCGGGUUGGGGGCUUUUCCCACAUGU